Molecule: messenger RNA, 2322 nt
Organism: Cryptomeria japonica (Japanese cedar)
Lineage: Eukaryota; Viridiplantae; Streptophyta; Pinopsida; Cupressales; Cupressaceae
Product: disease resistance protein RUN1-like
Exons: 1
Coding region: 1-2322 (773 amino acids)
Biological process (GO): defense response to fungus
Molecular function (GO): ADP binding; protein binding
Source: RefSeq, a predicted model, not a curated record
AUGUGGAGCUUUGAAGCACAACUAGUAAAGAGGGUGGUGAAUGACGUGAUUAAGACAUUGGACAGAGUGUCAUUAGAAGUUGCCAAGCACCCUGUGGGAAUGGAAAGGAUCGCUGAGGAUCUCAUCCAGAAAUUUAAACUCAAUUUAGAAGGAGGUUUGGUUAAAUCUGGAAUAUUGGGUAUUGGUGGUAUUGGUAAGACCACACUUGCUAAGGCCAUGUUCAACCAGGUUUACGCUCAUUUUGAUGCUACUUCCUUUGUCUUUAAUGUCCGCACCACUGUUGCAGACUCCGUGUGCCUGACAAAGUUGCAGAAACAAAUCCUUAAAGAUUUAACCAACUAUGAUGGAAAAGUGCAGAGUGUUGAGAAAGGCAUAUCUUUGUUCAGAGAUCGUUUGGGUGGAAAACGUGUGCUUCUGAUUUUAGAUGACAUGGAUGGUAGGGAGCAAUCAGAGGCUUUGCUUGGGGAUUGGUUGGCACCUGGUAGCAGAGUUGUUAUUACUUCUAGAGACAAGCACAUUCUCCAUGUUGCGGGGGUCUCACCUGAAUGCAUUCACGAAAUGAGUGGCUUGCAGACAAAUGAAGGUCUUCAGCUAUUUAGUUGGCACUCUUUUCUUCGAGCAUCUCCAAGUCCAACUUACGAAGCUUUCUCCAAAAGAAUAGUGGAGGCUUGUAAAGGGCAUCCUCUAUCACUGGAAGUCAUUGGAUCCUUGUUGUAUGAUAAGAAGAAUGAUCCAGAUUGCUGGACAGAAGCCUUCCACAACAUUGCACUCCACCCAAAGAUUUAUGAAAUACUCAAAAUCAGUUACAGUGGUCUUAGUGAAGAAGAAAAAGAAAUAUUUCUAGACAUCGCUUGCUUCUUCAUCGGAGAACACAAAAGGUAUCCUAUUGUUUUCUGGAAAUCUAUGUACAGGUCGGUACACACAGCCAUAUCUAAUCUUUCUCUGAAGUUACUUGUAAGGAUUGACGACAAAGGUGUGUUUCAUAUGCAUGACCAUUUGCGAGAUAUGGGGCGAAGCAUUGCUGAAAAAGAAAGAGAGGGUACCCGAGUAUGGGAGGCAGUUCAUCUAAGCAGGGGAGAAUCCAAUAACAACAAUUUCUCUCGCCUUCGACUCAGUGGAGGUAAUUCACAAAGGCUUGAAACAUUGUACAGACCUGGUCUACGAUUUCUUCACUUGAAGAAUCUGACCCUUGACGGAAUCACGCCAGCCAUACUUCCUCCAAAUUUGAUAUGGUUACGGUUGCAAAAUUGUGAGAAGCCAUUUCAGUCCAGUCUUGUGCGUAACGUUUGGUUCUUUGCGAUACAGGGGGCAUUUCACUUCAGUCUUGUGGAUAACAUUUGGGAUCUGAGGAUAAUGCAAGUAGACGGUGAUAUUCCCAGUUUCCAAUAUUUACUUUUUAAUAUUCUUGGCAACUUGUUACAGUUACAGCAUUUAGAGUUGAGAAACUGCAGAAAUUUAAAUAAGGUCCCUUGUACCAUCGGCAACCUGUCACAGCUGCAGCGUUUGGAUUUAUCAUGGUGUACAGAAUUAAAUAAGCUCCCUCAUACCAUUGGCAACCUGUCACAGCUGCAGCAUUUAGAUUUAGGAGGGCUUAAAUUAAAUAAGCUUCCUCACACUAUUGGCAAACUGUCACAGUUGCAUUAUUUAGACUUGAGUUGGUGUCAAAAAUUAAGUGAUCUCCCUCAUAGUAUUGGCAACCUAUCACAACUGCAGUAUUUAGACUUGAGUGCCUGUGAAUGUUUAAAUAACCUCCCUGACACCAUUGGCAAUCUGUCACAGCUGCAGUAUUUAAAUUUAAAUUGCUGUAAGAAAUUAAAUAACCUCCCUUGUACCAUUGGCAAGCUGUCAAAGCUGCAAUGUUUAGAUUUAGGGGGUACAAAAUUAAAUAAGCUCCCUAAUACCAUUGGUAACCUGUCACAUCUGCAGCAUUUAUAUUUAAGAUGGUGUACAAAAUUAAAUAAGCUCCCUUGUACCAUUGACAAACUGUCACAGCUGCAGUGUUUAGAACUGAAAGGAUGUCAAAACUUAAAUGAUCUCCCUUAUACUAUUGGCAACCUACCACAACUGCAACAUUUAGACUUGAGUAAUUGUCAAUAUUUAUAUUUUCUUCCUAAAUCUAUAGGCAAACUAUCGCAGCUGCAGUAUUUAGACUUAAAUUGGUGUACAAAUCUAAGUGAUCUCCCUGAAACUAUUGACAAUUUAUCACAGCUGCGGCAUUUAUAUUUAUGUCAUACAAAAUUAAACAUCCUCCAUGAUACCAUUGACAAUCUACCGCACCUCCAAAUAUUUCAGGAGGGAAUAGAAGCAAAAGAAGCUGCCUGA